Molecule: messenger RNA, 723 nt
Organism: Symsagittifera roscoffensis
Lineage: Eukaryota; Metazoa; Xenacoelomorpha; Acoela; Convolutidae
Exons: 1
Coding region: 1-723 (240 amino acids)
Source: RefSeq, a predicted model, not a curated record
AUGACUAUCACCUUGUCCAGCACCAUCACCAUCACCAUAAACCAUCCCACCAACAUAAUCAUCACUACCACUAUAACUAUCACCAUCACCAACAUCAUCACCAUCACCACCACCAUAAUCAUCACCAUCACCAUCACUAUCACCUUGCCCAACACCAUCACCAUUACCAUCAAUAUCACCAUCACCAGCAUCAUCACCAUCACCACCACCAUAUUCAUCACCAUAACGUUAUCCACAGCCGUCAUCAUCAUCAUCACCAUCACAAUCACUAUCACCUUAUCCAACACCAUAAUCAUCAAACUCGCGAUCACCACCACCAUCACCAUCAUCUCAUCCAACACCAUCACCAUCAAGAUCAUCAUUACCAUCACCACCACCAUCACCAUCACCAUCACCCUCAUCAUCACCAACACCAUCGCUAUCACCUUAUCUAGCACCACCACGAUCACCAUCAACAUCACCAUCACCAUCAAGAUCUUCUUAUCCAACACCAUCACCAUCACUACCACCUUAUCCAGCAACAUAAUCAUCACCAUCACCAUCACCAUCACCAUCACCAUCACCAUCACCAUUACCAUCAACAUCACCAUUACCAUCACGAUCACCAUCACCAUCACCAACAUCGUCACCAUCACUAACAUCGUCACCAUCACCACUACCAUAAUCAUCACCAUCACUAUCACCUUAUCCAACCCCAUCACCAUCUCCAUCACGUCGCCAUGA